Messenger RNA from Episyrphus balteatus (marmalade hoverfly), 3798 nucleotides. Its product is annotated as glutamate receptor ionotropic, kainate 2-like. Gene Ontology annotation, biological process: monoatomic ion transport; synaptic transmission, glutamatergic; modulation of chemical synaptic transmission. NCBI's taxonomy places the organism in Eukaryota, Metazoa, Arthropoda, Insecta, Diptera, Syrphidae. Gene Ontology annotation, cellular component: plasma membrane; postsynaptic membrane. The transcript has 14 exons. The record is from RefSeq and is a predicted model, not a curated record. The coding region runs from base 667 to 3348 and encodes 893 amino acids. Gene Ontology annotation, molecular function: glutamate-gated receptor activity; transmitter-gated monoatomic ion channel activity involved in regulation of postsynaptic membrane potential.
AAUGAAAUCAAUUAAAACGAAUAUUCAUAUAUUAUAAUCAACUACAGCAAAUAAGUAUUUUAAAAAUCACAAAAUGAUCUCUAUGAUUCAAUCGAUCUUCAAAAACCAAUAUUUUGAUAGUUUUCCCAUAAAUCUUUUUUAAUUUAAGACGCAACUUAAUAACCUUAAUUCUGGAUUUAUAAGUAUUUUUUUUUUAAGUGUCUUUUUAAUGUAGUACAAUAUUACAAUUCCUUUGUAUCUACAGACUCAGUCACAGUAGCAGUUCAUUCAAAAAAAAAAAAAUUUCAACAGGUAGAUACUCCGACAGAGAAAUUUCGCUAAGAGAGAUUUUCUGUUUAUGUUUUUAUCCUCUCAACCAAAAAUUGUUUAUACACAAAAACACAUGUUCUCCAAAAUUUUGUUUUCAGAGGCGAAGAAAUAAUAAAAAACAAAAAUAUGCAUACUAAGUAUAUUGUGUAUAAUCUUGUGUGUUUUCCAAGUAUUUUUAAGUUCAUUAUUUAGUGAAUCCAAUAAUAGACUUAUAACGCCAUUAGUCUGUUCUAGAUCUUUAGUGGCGCUGGAUCGUGUCUUUUAGAAAAAUAUUUCUAUUCUUUCUUUUUUGUUUUUUUGAAAUUUCAUUGACUAAAUGAAAAUACAUAUAGAAUAAUAUUCAUAUUCUGGAUAAAAAUGAAGGCAAUUUUGCUUUUAUUUUUUAUUAUAACCCAACUUGGACUAUCAACUCAGUUUCAACAAAUUAAAAUUGGUGCGAUUUUUUUCGAAGAUGAACACGAAAUUGAAGCUGCAUUCGAUAUAGCAAUUUAUCGUGUGAAUUUACGGUUUUUCGAUUUGAAACUUUUACCAAUAAAACGUUAUGGAAAUGUUAAAAACAGUGAUAGUAUUUAUCUUCAAAAUUUAGCAUGCGAACUGAUAGGAAAUGGUGUCUCGGCUAUUUUUGGACCAAGUUCAAAGGCACCUAGCGAUAUUGUGGCACUUAUUUGUAAUAGCACCGGCAUUCCUAAUGUACUUUUUGAUUGGAGUCCCGAAGAAAGUAUGACAGAGAGAAUGAAUCAUAGAAUGACAGUAAAUGUAGCACCUUCGACAUCGAUUCUUUCAAAAGCUUACUCAGAUAUUGUUUAUAAUUAUGCAUGGAAAGGAUAUACAGUACUCUAUGAAGAUGAUGAAGCCUUGGUAAGACUUCAAGACUUGCUUCAACUUAAACGAAUUCACGAAGAAGAAAUAAAAGUUCGUAAAUUUACCCGUGACGAUGAUUAUCGUACUGUUUGGAAAGUUGCUAAACAUCAAGGCGAAAGACGAGUUAUACUGGAUUGUUCACCAGAAUUGUUAGCAGAUGUUGUAAAUAGUUCGAUUUUUUUCAAUAUGACAGGACAAUUUAAUAAUUUAUUCUUAACAAAUUUAAACACACAUAAAUCAGAUUUGCGGACAUUAAACAAUGAAAAUUUCAAAGUUAAUAUUACAGCUGUUAGAAUUGAAUUAAAUGUGUACGAUUAUAUUGAGGACACUUCUGUAAUGCCGACACUAGCAUUUGAUGCAAUUUUACUCUUUGCAAACGCAAUUAGUAAUGUUAUAACAAAUGGACAAUUUUUUGAACAUCGUAUGUCUUGUGAUCGCAUUGAAGGCGAAGAGAAAUGGGAACCUGGACAAUUAAUUUUGGAGCAAAUGUUAGCGACAUCAGAAGAAAAUGGAACUUUCAUAACAAAAGGCAUACAAUUCAAUGAAUGGGGUGAACGGGUAAAUUUCAAUUUGGAAAUUUAUCGUCCCAUGAUUGAUCAAGUGAUUGCGGUUUGGAAUCCAGAUGGUCAAGUUAUGACUAAAAAUGAAAAACCUCGAGCAGAAAGUGCUAAUACACAGGAUUAUUCACAAAGUCGAAGGCAUUAUCGAGUAGCUUCUCGAAUUGGUAAACCUUAUCUUAUGCUUAGAGAAGCUGAUGAAAAUGAAAUCCUAACUGGAAAUGCUAGAUUUGAAGGCUAUGCAAUUGAUCUUAUUCACAAGCUAUCAAUAUUAGUUGGAUUUGAUUAUACAUUUGAAAUUGUCGAGGAUAAUAGUUAUGGAAAAUAUAAUCCGGAAACAAAAGAAUGGGAUGGAAUCGUUAGAUAUUUAAUUGAUCAUAAAGCCGAUAUUGGAAUAUGCGAUCUUACUAUAACCCAAUCCCGUCGAUCAGCUGUGGAUUUUACUGUACCGUUUAUGCAAUUGGGUAUCAGUAUUUUGUACUUUAAGAAACCUCCAGCCGACAAAGAUUUAUUUGCCUUUUUAAAACCAUUCGAUGUCGAGGUUUGGAUGUACAUGUUGACAUCUUAUUUAAUUAUCUCUUUGGUUUCCAUUGUCAUGGCCAGAGUAUCACGAGAUGAAUGGGAAAAUCCACAUCCAUGUAAUCCAAAUCCAGAGGAAUUGGAAAACAAAUGGGAUAUUGCAAAUACAUCUUGGCUAACAAUGGGAUCACUUAUGGCCCAAGGUUGUGAUAUAUUGCCAAAAUCUGGACCAAUGCGGUUAAUGAGUGGAAUGUGGUGGUUCUUUUCCUUGAUGAUGUUAAAUUCUUACACAGCCAAUUUGGCUGCUUUCUUGACUGCAUCGAAGUUGGAGAGUGCAAUUAAUAGUAUUGACGAUUUGGCCGAUCAAAAUAAAAUUCAAUUUGGUACUGUGAGUGGAGGCAGUACUUCGACUUUCUUUUCGGAAUCCAAUGACACAGUUUUCCGUUUGGCUUGGUCAAAAAUGAUUUCAGCUCAGCCAACUGUUUUCACAAAAGAUAACGCUGAGGGUGUGGAUCGUGUUAGGAAAAAUCAAGGAACUUAUGCUUUUCUCAUUGAAACAACGGGUAUGGAAUAUGCAAUUGAAAAAGAUGACAAAUGUGAACUUACACAAAUUGGAUCGCAAAUUGGAGAAAAACAUUAUGGAAUUGCAGUUCCAUUGGGUGCCGACUAUCGUUCAAAUUUGAGUGUUGCCAUAUUAAAGCUCAGUGAAAAGGGUGAUUUAUUUACGUUGAAGAAGAAAUGGUGGUCGAAUCCGAAUAAGACUUGUUCCCAAACUGAUGUUGUUGAUGGUAAUGAAUUGUCAAUAGAAGAACUGGGCGGUGUAUUUCUUGUAUUGGGUUGUGGUAUAUUUGCUGCUUUUAUAUUGGGAAUUAUAGAAUUUUUAUGGAAUGUACAGCAAGUUGCAGUAGAAGAGAGGUUAACACCUAUGGAAGCAUUAAAAUCUGAAGUAAUGUUUGCACUUAAAUUCUGGAUAAAAAAGAAACCAGUAAGAACUUCUGGUAGUAGUUCAAGAUCAUCGGCAAGCCGGUCGCGACGUUCUUCGGAUCAAUCACAAGUGUCGACAGCUAAAAAUUCAGUCAAGAAAGUUAGUAUAGAAAAUUAAAAUAAAACUUGAUGAACUUUGGACCCAAGGUUUUUAAAUCGAGGUUUUAAGAAUAAAAGUUUAAGAGAAAAAUUGUAAAAAAUAAUAUUUGUUAAAGAAAUAAAUGAACACAAUUAUUUUUAAAACACAAAAAAUUGUGUUGAAUUUGUAACACCUUGAUAACGAUGAGAUUCGUUGAUUUCAAUAGUUUGGUUCUUCGAACUAAUGUUUUGGACAUAAAUGUAAGGCAUGUGUCAGCAACUGCUUACUUUUGAGCAGAAGAACUGUUGCUUAAGCUUUGCACAGGAGCUGUUAACAGAAACGUAAAUGAUGCUCCUGAUUUCGUCCAAAGAGUCGACUUUUUACAGUUCGAAAACAGUAGAGACUAAUAAAGGACGGAUAUCUGCAACUGUUGGUGAGAUAGAUUGUAUCACAUUAAAAAGAGGCUACAUAGUCGGGACAUCUUCGGGA